GGAGCUCAGGGCAUGGCGGGGCCCCUGCGGUGCCGGGUGGAGGAGCUGAAGCGGCAGCGGUGGCGGGAGAGCUCGCCGCGGGUGCUCCAGCACAGCGAGGCCGCCCGGCUGGCGGCCGAUGCCCUCCUGGAGCGGGGUGAGGCUGCCUACCUGCGGGUCCUCUCCGAGGAGCGGGAGCUGCCCUUCCUGAGCCCUCUGGAUGUGGACUACAUGACCAGCCAUGCGCGCGGGGGCUCUGAGCUAGGCGAGGCCCUGGGGCCGGGGGCUGCCGGGCCUGACCCCCUCAGCCUGCUCUCCGAAGUCACCUCCGGCACUUACUUCCCCCUGGCCUCCGACAUAGACCCCCCGGACCUGGACUUGGGCUGGCCCGAGGUGCCACGGUCCACGGGCUUCAGGCCCACGCAGGCUGUGAUCCACUUCCAGCGGGACAAAGCCAAGAGCAUCAAGGACCUUCUGCGUUUCCUCUUCAGCCAGGCCCGCACGGUGGUGGCUGUGGUAAUGGACAUCUUCACCGACAUGGAGCUUCUGUGUGACCUCAUGGAGGCCUCGGGCUGGCGUGGUGUCCCCGUCUACCUGCUUCUGGCCGAGGAACACCUGAGGCACUUCCUGGAGAUGUGCUACAAGAUGGACCUCAAUGGAGGGCACCUACGGAACAUGCGUGUGCGGAGCACGUGUGGGGACACAUACUGCAGCAAGGCAGGCCGCCGCUUCACGGGGCAGGCCCUGGAGAAGUUCGUCAUCAUUGACGGUGAGCAGGUGGUGGCAGGCAGCUACAGCUUCACCUGGCUUUGCAGCCAGGCCCACACGAGCAUGGUGCUGCAGCUGAGGGGCUGCAUCGUGGAAGACUUUGACCGGGAGUUCCGCUGUCUCUAUGCCGAGUCCCGGCCCGUGGAGGGCUUCUGCGGAGGUGAAGAUCCCCUGUCUCCCAGGGCACCGUGCCCUCCCCCAGUGGCCCUGGCCUUCGGGCCCGGCAUCCCCAGCACCACAUCCUUGUCACACUCCAGCACCAGCCCCAGCAGCAUCAAGUGCUCACCUCACAUGGGUCAUUCCUCCUACCCCGCUCUGCCAAGAGGCGGCAGCUGCAGUGACAUGGCUAUGGGAUCCUCCUCCCCGGGCCCUGCCCGCUGUGGGGCCGAUGGCCAGCCCUCCCUGCAAUGCCAGCUGUCAGACCCUAACCACGGCCCCCUGCUUGGGCCCUACAGGGCCAACCUGAGCAAGCUGGGGGCGUCCCCCUGGUGCCAGUCCUCCGCUGCCCUCAACCCCAAUAGUACCAGCCCUGUGACCCUGGAAGGGGGGUCACCUCUGCUUGUUCGCCCUCGCCCCCUCCUCUCCUUUCCCCGGGGUGUCUCAGCUCUGUCCCGGCUUCCUGGGGUCACAGGAAGCCAGGAGCCUAGCCCCCCACGAGGCCGCUGGGUACCCGGCACAGCCCUGGAGGCAGCGGAGGAGAAUAAGGUGUCUCUGAGUCAGAGCCAUGGCCAGCUGGAUCUCCUCGUCCCCUUCCCCAGGGCACGAGAAGCAGGAAGCCCUGAUUCUGGGGUGACCCCCAACUCAGGCUCCCUUUGGCCUAGUGAGCAGGCCUCAGGGGACAGGAGGUUGGCCUCAAAUCAGAGAUACAACCAGCUGGAUCUCCUGCCCCAGGCCCAGGAUGCCAGGGGUCCCCCUGAGUCAGGUUCUCCCAGGCCUGGCAAUCGGACCCCAGAGGACAAGAGGCUGUCCCCAAACCACAGCCAUGGCCAACUGGACCUCCAGGUACAGUCCCCCAAGGCUGGGGGCUCCAGAGUGCCCCCUGAAGCCAACUCCUUGGCCAGGCCUGGCAAGCAGGGUCCAGAUGAACAACGGCAGACCCUGGGACACAGCCAGCUGGACCUCAUCGUGAAGUUUGGCCCAUUCCGGGGUGAGGGGCCUGGGCCCAAUGAUCUCCCCAGACCGAGCCCUGCCAGAAAGCCUGGAGUGGACUCUGGGGAUGAGAAGCGGCUGACUCUGGGCCACAGCAAGCUGGACCUCAUCACCAAGUAUCAUAAGUUACAGGGCACCAGGCAGGGACCUGAGCCUGGCCUCCCCAGGGACCCCACAGGUGGCCAGCGCAAUGGCAGUAGCAAUGGCCUGUCUGGGGAUGAGAAAUGGCUGACCCUGGGCCACAGCAAACUGGACCUCAUUAUUCAGUACCACAAGUCCAAGUCCAAGCUGCUCCAAAGCCGCUUUGAGUUGUAG
Messenger RNA from Mesoplodon densirostris (Blainville's beaked whale), 2211 nucleotides. RefSeq names its product family with sequence similarity 83 member C (gene SACK1C). NCBI's taxonomy places the organism in Eukaryota, Metazoa, Chordata, Mammalia, Artiodactyla, Ziphiidae. The coding region runs from base 13 to 2211 and encodes 732 amino acids. The transcript has 4 exons. Gene Ontology annotation, biological process: epidermal growth factor receptor signaling pathway. The record is from RefSeq and is a predicted model, not a curated record.